UAGCGUAGUUAAUUAUAAGGUCCAUAGACACCAAGGUUUAUAGAUAAUAAAUCUAUAGUAUAAUCUAUAAUAUUAUCUAUAAACCUUGCAUAGACGCCAGGUAGUUGAGCUUAUCACCAGUGUUUUAUUUACAAUCGUUAUCAGUUGGAAAUGUUGCGAUAUUUAAAUCAAAUAUCAAUUCAUUACCGGAGUUUCCGUAGUAAUAACCGGCGUCCGGCAUGUUCUGACUCUUAACUUUGGACUCGUUUCUUGAAUUUCUAGGUUAUUGUCUUUUGAAUCUUUAAAAUCAACUCGGGACGUCUUCAACAAUGGCUGGCGAAGUUAUCGUCGAUGCUCUUCCGUAUAUCGAUCAAGGGUACGACGAGCCAGGUAUCCGUGAAGCUGCAAUCAGUAUGGUAGAAGACGAAAAACGUCGUUACAGACCGUCGAAAAACUAUCUUGAACAUUUGCCGCCGCUCAAUAUAUCAGCGUUUGAAACAGAAAUGAUGCGCACAGAGUUUGAUAGACUUCAGCAGCGUUUGCCUAUGGAAACGAUGAGUAUGAAACGCUAUGAGCUACCUCCACCACCAGCUGGAAAACUCACGGAUAUGUCUGCUUGGAAUGAAUGUUUAGAAAACUCAAUGGCCCAACUCGAACAUCAAGCAACGAGAAUUACCAACUUAGAACUUAUGACGGAUUAUGGUACAGAAGCCUGGAAAUCUUAUUUAGAAGUUCUAGUAAAAUGUGUUGCUGCUGCGCAAACACAAGUGGCUAAAUUGAAAAAACAAAUUCAAGAAGUAAAUUUCCAAAGAAAAAAUGUGCAGAUGCAAGUUGGCGAAAAAUUACGAGAUUUAGAAGCCAAUUGGGUAGGAUUGGUGAGCAAGAAUUACGAGAUAGAAUUGGCAUGCGCUCACUUGGAAAAACAAAUAAGAGCAUAUGAAUUGGCCAAUCCAGAAAAAAUGGACACUGAUUAAAAAUGUUAUUGUAACUUUUUUCAUAACUAUGUAUAAAGUAUUUAAAAACAUUUAUGGUAUAAGAAUAAUUAAUAACGACAUUGUCAUGUAUUAUUUUUUCACAAUUUUAUAUUUUCAUGUAAAAAAAAGUAUAAAAAAUGUGUAUAAUAAAAUAAAGCAUUUUGCCUACAUCAAA
Molecule: messenger RNA, 1128 nt
Organism: Metopolophium dirhodum (rose-grain aphid)
Lineage: Eukaryota; Metazoa; Arthropoda; Insecta; Hemiptera; Aphididae
Gene: BCAS2
Product: pre-mRNA-splicing factor SPF27
Exons: 6
Coding region: 309-953 (214 amino acids)
Biological process (GO): mRNA processing
Cellular component (GO): catalytic step 2 spliceosome; precatalytic spliceosome; Prp19 complex
Source: RefSeq, a predicted model, not a curated record